This is a messenger RNA of Psammomys obesus (fat sand rat), 3874 nucleotides long. RefSeq names its product DNA polymerase nu (gene Poln). The record is from RefSeq and is a predicted model, not a curated record. Bases 1295 to 3874 code for a protein of 859 amino acids. The transcript is spliced from 24 exons. Gene Ontology annotation, biological process: DNA-templated DNA replication; double-strand break repair. Gene Ontology annotation, molecular function: DNA binding; DNA-directed DNA polymerase activity. Lineage: Eukaryota; Metazoa; Chordata; Mammalia; Rodentia; Muridae.
UCUUGCCUUGUAGCCCAGAUUGGUGUUGAAUUCAUGACCCUGCCUUGACUAUGCUGAGAUUACCAGCACUCACCACCACACUGCACUGCCUGUCAGUUAUCAAGUGCCCUCAAAGAGCUCAUCUCAUGAUAUGACUGUGCUAAUAGUAAAUACUGUAAAAGUUCUGCUGGAGCCAGGCAUGGUAGCACACAUCUUUAAUCCCAGCACUCACAGGCACUCAAGGCAGAGACAGGUGGAUCACUGUGAGUUCUAGUUCUAGUCCAGCCUGGUCUCAAACAGGACAGCCAAAAAGAGUUCUGCUCUAGGAGAUACCUCUAAGAAUACUUUUUUUAUAUGUAAUGUCAGUCUUAAACACACAUAAUUCAGAAAGUUUAUGGACUUUAUCUGUAGAUAGAAAAUGGGCAUGCAUUGUUAAUGCUUAUAAUUCAUGAAGCAAAUGCAUUUUUGUCUAUUAUAUCAUGUUACACAAAUUUAUUUUUGUUAGGUAAACCUAAUGUAGUUGGGAAAAUCUUAAUGUUAAAUUUUCUAAGAUAUAACUGAUAGCUGUUUGUUUAAAUGCCCCGAGUUGUCCUGCUCAUGGGGACCAAUAGGAAAUGUCAGUGCCAAGAGGGCAGGUUGUUUGUCUGCCUUGAUGACCCAAGUCAGUAAUUACUUUAUUGUCAGAGUUGUAUGCCUGAAAAUUAAUAAUAACUAGUUUUCAGAGGCUACUUCAUAGUUGGUUAAUUAGAAAGUGAGGUGUUCCCUUACUUUUCCCAGACAGGGCUUCUCUGUAGCCCUGGCAGUCCUGGAACUCUGUAGACCAGGCUGGCCUCGAAUUCGGAGAUUCACUUGCCUCUGCGUCCUGAGUGCUGGGAUUAAAGGCAUGUGCUGCCACCACCUAAGGAGUGUUUUUUGUUUUUUUGUUUUUGAUUUUUUUUUUUUAUCUGUUUAUCAUGAUCCCUGAAAUGAGCCUCUAGUUGGUUUUGUUUUGAUUUGUAGCACUGGGUAAUCAAGCCUAGGGUUUACACAUACCAAGCAAAUGCUCUACCACUGAGCUCUAUGCCCAGCACUUCUUUAAAAAUAUUUGAGAUGGUCUUGUUAAAUUGCCCAGGUUGUGUUUGAACUUGCUCUAUAACCUAGACAGGCUUGAAUUGUGUUCCUCCUGCCUCAGCCUCCCAAUUCAGCUUGCACCAACAACUUCUCAUUUUUCCACCCUAUCAGAUAAUCAAAACCUGUCUUUUAAAUGAAAAUAUAUGUAAGUCCUUUUAAAGUCUAAAAAUUAAUAUAUGGGUACUUAUCUUAUAUUUAGGACUUUAUGAGAAUGGAAAAUUAUGAGGCAUGUAUAGGUUUUGAUCUCUGUGAGACACCCCUCUCCACUGUUGCUCAGAAGAUUUUGUCUGCUAUGCGUUCAGGUGAUUUAGUGGAUUCUAAAAAUGAGGAAGAGAGUACAAAGACUUCAAAUGUGACCAAAAAAUCCAGUGUUCAUUAUUCAGUAUUACCUGAACAUGAGAAGACUCAAUCACUAGAAACAAAGAACCCUAAGUCAUUAAUAACUCAGACACUAAGAGGAUCCACCGAGCUCUUUCCUCAGUCCUCCAUUACUAAGCUUACAAGUCAGUUCUCUGCUGGCCAAGUACCGAACAGUAUCAGCUCGUUGGCUCUUUCGAGUCAUUUAAUUCCACAGUGUGAUCAGGAAUCUUCAGUUUUACAGAAAAGGGAGCAUAAGAGAGAGCACAUCCUAAAGGAAAGUAUAGCUAAAGAAGAUAAGGAAUGCUUGAAUUGUAAAAGGAAAUAUAUUACAUGUAGUACUUCCCAAGAAAUAGCAAGUAAACUCUCAGCACUGGAAGAAGAUACUGAUGGGACUGAAACCUGGCUAAACUCCAAGGACACAAGAGCUUUUGGAAAGCAUCUUUGUGAUGUUAGAUAUUUGGAUGAUUUGGCAAAAGUUCAGCUGAUGGAUGUUCUCAAGCAAGCAGCAGCUCUGGUGGUGACACUGAUGUACAAGGAUGGUUCCACGCAGCUCAGAGCCAACCAGACCUUAACUUGUCCUGUUAAAGGAAUCAUGGUAUUACUGAAAAACCAUGUAGACAGAAGCCCCCUGAUUCCCCCAGCCUGUGGUGGUGCUCUGGGAGAAGACUUCAGAUCCACAGAUCAUUGUAUCUACAUACAUACUGAGCAUUCCCCUUUCUGGGGUCCAAAGCAAGAAGCACAUAGUCUAUUUGUCAGGAACAUGCUGUUUUGGACACUUACAUGUAAAUGCCCCAUUGUUUGUUUUAAUGCCAAGGACUUUGUGAAAACAGUACUGCAGUUCUAUGGUGAAGAAGACAGCUGGAAGCAUGUGGCUGGUUUUGUAGGACUAGAUCCCAGAGUUGCUGCAUGGCUCAUAGAUCCUAGUGACACUGCACCUUCAUUUGAAGAUUUAGUGGCAAAACACCUAGAAAAGUCCAUCAUAAUCAAACCAAGCAGUAUAUUUGGUGAUGCCUCAAGAAAUACUGUGAAUCAGAAUGUAUACAUGAACCUGAGGAUACUCUACGACCUCACGAUGGAUCUUUGUUCCAAGUUGAAGGCUUAUGGCUUAUGGCAACUAUUUUGUACUUUGGAGCUUCCAUUGAUACCAAUUUUGGCAGUGAUGGAAAACCAUAAGAUUCCAGUUGACAAAGAAGAAAUGAAGAGGACAUCAGCACUCCUUGGAGCUCACCUCAAGGAACUAGAGCAAGAAGCCCAUUUUGUUGCAGGAGAACAGUUUCUUAUAACGAGUAAUAGCCAGCUUCGUGAGAUCCUCUUUGGCAAGUUGAAGCUGCACUUGUUGAGUAAGAGGAAGCAUCUUCCCAGAACUGGGCUGCAGAAUCAGCUGUCCACAUCAGAAGCCAUGUUAAAUUCUCUACAAGAUCUUCACCCUUUACCCAAGAUAAUUUUAGAAUAUAGACAGGUUCACAAGAUCAAGUCAACUUUUAUAGAUGGAUUACUAGCUUUUAUGAAAAAGGGCUCCAUCUCUUCUACAUGGAAUCAGACUGGAACUGUGACGGGGAGACUUUCAGCCAAGCAUCCUAAUAUCCAGGGUAUCUCAAAGCACCCAAUUCAGAUUUCUAAGCCUCGGAAUUUUAAAGGUAAAGAAGAGGAGACAGUCACCAUCUCUCCAAGAAAUCUGUUUGUUUCCUCUGAAGGCCACACCUUCCUGGCAGCAGACUUUUCACAGAUUGAAUUGCGCAUUCUUGCACAUUUAUCUGGGGAUCCAGAGCUUUUGAAGUUAUUCCAGGAACCUGAAAGAGAUGAUGUAUUUUCUACCCUGACUUCACAGUGGAAGGACAUUCCCAUGGAGCAUGUGACACACAUGGACAGAGAACAGACCAAGAAAGUGGUGUACUCCGUGGUCUAUGGAGCAGGGAAACAGCGGCUUGCUGCUUGUCUUGGAGUCAGUGUUCUGGAAGCCACCCACUUUUUGGAGAGAUUUUUGCAGAAGUACAAGAAAAUCAAGGAUUUUGCCCAGACAGUUAUUGCCCAGUGUCACCGUGCAGGCUAUGUGACAUCCAUCCUGGGUAGAAGGAGGCCUUUGCCGACGAUCUGUGCACAGGACCAGAAACUUCGGGCACAAGCAGAGCGACAGGCAGUAAACUUUGUGGUUCAAGGCUCAGCCGCAGACCUCUGUAAGCUAGCCAUGAUUCGCAUCUUUGCUGCAGUAGCCACAUCUCCAACCCUUACAGCCAGGUUAGUUGCCCAAAUUCAUGAUGAGCUGCUGUUUGAAGUAGAAGAUACUCAGAUCCCUGAGUUUUCAGCCCUUGUCAAAAGGAUCAUGGAGUCCUUGCAACAGGUACAGACCCUGGAACUGGAGCUGCAGGUGCCCCUAAAGGUGAACUUGAGUGUUGGCCGCUCAUGGGGACACCUGGCCCCACUGUAG